GUUAUAUGUCGGCAGCCGUCGUCGCGUCGUCCGCCGUCGCUCCAUGAGAGCAACUGGACAACACGACUUACAUCACUGCUCUCCGAAAUGGUGUAGCUGGUGCGCACAAUACCGGAAGCUUUGCUCUCCAAUUCGACGUGCACUUCUUUCGAACCGAUCUCAGCUCAAUACACAACGAUUCUGGAUAGAGGUCGCCAGUUGCCAGUCGCCAGAAGAUUCUCCCCAUUUAACUUGUCGGGGGCGAACUUGCGUCCGAGAAGGGGAAGGAUCUCUUUUCAGUAUUCGGACGCGGGAUCAUUCUGUCGGCUCAAGGCCUGACGUCCAUAUGAAGCGAGCUUAGUUCUCGACUGCCGUUGAGAAAUGUUCAAGACAGCUACCCUCCGUCUCAAAAGAGACUACCUCCGACUUCUACAGGAUCCUAUUCCGUAUGUGAUAACGCACCCCCUCAAUGAAAAUAUCCUUGAAUGGCAUUACGUGGUAUUCGGCGCGCCAGACACCCCAUAUGAAGACGGCUUCUAUCACGGGAAGCUCAUAUUCCCUCAAGAGUUCCCCUUUAAACCACCCUCCAUUUUCAUGCUGACGCCGAACGGCAGGUAAGCAGGGGGAUACGUCAUAGCGGUCCGAUUUCUGGUUCACAAAGUGUCUUGAAGAGACUGUGAUCUCCAUCCAGAGACGUGGAAUCCUACAUGGAGCGCCGGAGCCAUCUUGAUGGGUCUUCAAAGUUUCAUGUCAGAGAAAACACCUACAUUGGGCUCAAUCGAAUCAACUGACAGAGAAAAGAGGCAACUCGCUGAGAAAAGCCUCGAAUUCAACCUAGCGGAUCCGACCUUUUGUGAACUCUUCCCCGCGAUAGCGGAGAAAUGUCGGUCUUUGCUGCACGCUCGUCAAGUAGAGAAGGAGAGGCGUCAGCUCGACGCUAUGGUAGUUCCUACAGCGAUCGCCUCCGGAGUCAAUCAGAUGCAGUCGCAACUCAUGUCUUUGCUGACUAAUUGCGUGGUGAUACUGGGGUUUGCGGCUUUCGCGUUCGUCGUAAAAUAUGUCAUAACGCUUAGCGGUCCGGAGUCGACGUGAAGAACCAUCCAUACCAUCGCUGAAGCCGAUUCUCUUCAAGUCGCCGAUAUUUUUCACCUCCCUCACGACAAAUGUGUUUAGGUCGAAAGAGCCGCGUGAGAGGGAGUGUUCUAGUGCGGAUACACGUAGAUGUCGAACGAAAAUGUUCGCGAUCAAUAUGAGGCGUGCAAGCUUGCUCCGACGUCAAGUCGUUCACGCGCACCUGAUAAAAGACCGCGUAAUUUUGUUGUAAAAGCAGGAUACGCGCCACAGGCAUGCCAUAAACCUAAGGACGGUGUCUUAUUAUUGGAGAAUCGCCGAAUAAAGAAUCAAGAGCGAGAU
Messenger RNA from Galendromus occidentalis (western predatory mite), 1392 nucleotides. RefSeq names its product ubiquitin-conjugating enzyme E2 J2. The record is from RefSeq and is a predicted model, not a curated record. The transcript has 6 exons. NCBI's taxonomy places the organism in Eukaryota, Metazoa, Arthropoda, Arachnida, Mesostigmata, Phytoseiidae.